Molecule: messenger RNA, 360 nt
Organism: Asparagus officinalis (garden asparagus)
Lineage: Eukaryota; Viridiplantae; Streptophyta; Magnoliopsida; Asparagales; Asparagaceae
Product: protein EARLY RESPONSIVE TO DEHYDRATION 15-like
Exons: 3
Coding region: 1-360 (119 amino acids)
Source: RefSeq, a predicted model, not a curated record
AUGGAAGUAAUUUCUGGGAGAUUCAGGUCGACUCUGAAUCCGUACGCCGCUCCGUACGUGCCCACCGCGUACCGCUCCGUCGAGGACUUCUCCGACGAGUGGUGGGGCCUCGUCAAGUCCGCCUCCCUGCGGUUUUUGGGUGUGUGGCCUUUAACGGGAGAAGUGUUUUGCAGAGGAGAGGGAAAUGAGGGAGAGGAAGUUGGAGCUGGCGAAGUUGGGGGCGGAGAGGUGGAGGGGCCCGCGGGAGAUGAUGGUGGGGUCCAGAUGCCGGCGACUCUGCUGUUUAAAGAUAUGGAGAUAAUUGGAAGGGAUGCGGUGGUUUUUGUUGGAGAUGGGUCUCGAGAAAUUAAUGGAGAAUGA